GUUCAGUCGUUUACUAGCGGCCGAUUAAGAAGGUUCGUUAUUUUAUUACGGUUGGUUAAGGCAAAAAUCCAGCGGCCACGUGGGUGUCUUUUUGUGUUUUUCUAAUAAAACAUCUAAUUUUCAACAAAUUUAUGAAAUUUUGUUGAGUGUUUUACAAAUUUAUACAAAAUCUUUAAUCAUAUUAAUGAAAACACAAUAAAUUUUGAAUUAAAUCAAGAGUUUAAGUGCUGUAUAGAAAGAAAGUUACAAUUAAUCAUACAAGUGUCAUUUCUACGCAUCAAUCUUUUUCACAUAGGAAGUCUGUCAAUUGAUAAUUAAGACAUUUUAAGCACCAUGACAUACGACUGCUAUCUUGUUCUUCAAGACUCCACCGUCUUGCCAGGACGUUCCUUUGGAAGUCGUCAAGAACGAGAUGGAGAAGUUGUUUUCCAAACUGGUAUGGUUGGUUAUCCAGAAUCGAUGACUGAUCGAUCAUAUCGAGGACAAAUAUUAGUUCUUACUUAUCCACUGGUUGGAAACUACGGAGUCCCUGAUACAACCGAAGUCGACGAACACGGUCUUUUGAAGCAUUUCGAAUGGACUGCUGGAAUAUCCAUAUCAGCUUUGGUAGUUGGAGAAAUUUGCGAUACUCCAUCUCAUUGGCGUGCAAAGCAAACUCUAUCAAAAUGGAUGGAGAAUGAAGGUAUUCCCGGAAUCAGUGAUAUCGAUACUCGUGCUUUGACAAAGAAAAUUCGAGAACAUGGCUCACUUUUGGGUCGGAUUGUUUAUGAAAUCCCUGCCAAUCCUGAGACCCUUCUAUUCCAAGAUCCCAAUGAGAGAAAUUUAGUUGCAGAGUGUUCAGUUAAGACUCCGGUGGUCUUUAACGAAUCCGGUUCUCCUAGAAUAUGUGCUAUUGAUUGUGGACUGAAAUUGAACCAAAUAAGAUGUUUCGUAGAACGUGGAGCUCGUGUGGAAUUGGUUCCAUGGAAUCAUGAAUUGGACGAAAACGAAUUCGAAGGUUUGUUUUUGAGCAACGGUCCAGGUGAUCCAGUUGUGUGUAAAGAUACCGUAGCUCAAGUUAAGAAGGUUUUGAAUAAUGGAAAACGUCCAAUUUUUGGAAUCUGUUUGGGACAUCAGCUAUUGUCCACUGCAGCUGGGUGUAAGACCUUCAAAAUGAAAUACGGUAACCGUGGACACAAUUUGCCUUGUGUUCAUCAAGGAACGGGACGCUGUUUUAUGACAUCCCAGAAUCAUGGAUUUGCUGUUGACACCAAAACCCUUCCUUCCGAUUGGGAACCUUUAUUUACAAACGCCAACGAUCACACCAACGAGGGUAUCAUUCACAAAGAUAAACCCUAUUUUUCGGUCCAAUUCCAUCCAGAACAUACUGCUGGUCCCGAAGAUUUGGAAAUGCUGUUUGAUGUGUUUCUAGAUGCUGUUCGAAAUGCUGAUCAAUCAGGAAAAAGCCUGCGUGAACAAUUGAAUGACAAACUAACUUAUGUGCCAACACCUGAAUCUAUUUUGGAAGAACGACCACGAAAAGUUCUUAUCCUUGGAUCAGGAGGCUUAUCUAUUGGACAAGCUGGAGAGUUUGAUUACUCAGGAUCCCAAGCUAUCAAGGCAAUGAAAGAGGAGAAAAUUCAAACAAUCUUGAUCAAUCCCAAUAUUGCAACCGUUCAAACUUCAAAAGGUCUAGCUGAUAAAUGCUAUUUCCUACCCUUGACACCGGAAUACGUUGAGCAAGUUAUAAAAGCUGAACGUCCAAAUGGAGUUCUACUGACAUUUGGUGGUCAAACGGCAUUGAAUUGUGGUGUAGAACUAGAAAGAGCUGGUGUCUUCAAACGGUACAAUGUCAAGAUUCUUGGAACUCCAAUAAAAUCAAUCAUCGAAACUGAAGACCGAAAAAUAUUUGCCGAUCGUGUUAACGAAAUCGGCGAGAAAGUUGCACCUUCAGAGAUUGCUUAUUCUGUAGAAGAAGCCUUAGCUGCUGCAGAAUCCUUAGGUUAUCCAGUGAUGGCUCGAGCAGCUUUCUCACUUGGAGGACUUGGAUCAGGUUUUGCCAAUAAUCAAGAAGAAUUGAAAAAUCUUGCUGAACAAGCUUUAGCGCAUUCAAGCCAAUUGAUCAUUGACAAGUCUCUAAAAGGUUGGAAGGAAGUUGAAUACGAAGUCGUUAGAGAUGCUUUCGAUAAUUGCAUCACUGUGUGUAAUAUGGAAAACCUUGAUCCCUUGGGAAUUCAUACUGGAGAAAGUAUUGUAGUUGCACCAUCUCAGACCCUUUCGAAUAAAGAGUACAACAUGCUUCGGACAACAGCUAUUAAGGUCAUCCGACACUUUGGGGUCGUUGGUGAGUGCAACAUUCAAUACGCCUUGAAUCCCUUCUCCGAGCAAUACUACAUUAUUGAAGUCAACGCCAGGUUGUCUAGGAGUUCUGCCUUGGCUAGUAAGGCAACUGGUUACCCAUUGGCUUAUGUGGCAGCCAAACUUUCGUUAGGAGUUGCCCUCCCAACAAUUAAGAACUCGGUCACUGGAGUGACAACAGCCUGUUUCGAGCCAAGUUUAGAUUAUUGUGUGGUUAAGAUCCCUCGAUGGGAUUUGGCCAAAUUCAUUCGAGUUAGCAAGAAUAUUGGCAGUUCGAUGAAGAGUGUGGGUGAGGUAAUGGCAAUUGGGCGAAACUUUGAGGAAGCCUUCCAGAAGGCACUUCGAAUGGUUGAUGGAAAUGUCAAUGGUUUCGAUCCCUAUUUGCAACCAGUCAAAGAAGAGGAGCUAACUGAACCAACAGACAGGCGUCCAUUUGUUCUUGCUGCAGCUCUCAAAGCAAAUUAUACAAUCGACCGGUUGCAUGAAUUGACCAAAAUUGAUCGUUGGUUUUUGAGCAAAAUGGAGAAUAUAAUUGAGUUCCAAGGAAUUUUGGAAGCCAAUGGAACUCAUCUGACUCACGAUCUGAUUGUUAAAGCCAAGAAGAUGGGUUAUUCUGAUAAACAAAUUGCUGCAGCAACAAAGAGCACAGAGCUGGCUGUUCGUCGUCAAAGGCAGGAGAUGGGAAUUGUUCCGUUUGUUAAACAAAUCGAUACCGUUGCUGGAGAAUGGCCAGCUGCAACGAACUAUUUGUACUUAACAUACAAUGCUUCCGAACAUGAUUUGGAUUUCCCUGGAAACUUUACAACUGUGGUAGGUUCUGGAGUGUAUCGCAUUGGUUCAUCUGUUGAGUUCGAUUGGUGUGCUGUUGGUUGUCUCCGAGAGCUUCGCAAAUUGGGCAAAUCUACCAUUAUGAUUAACUAUAAUCCGGAAACCGUUUCGACGGAUUACGAUAUGUGUGAUCGUUUGUAUUUUGAAGAAAUAUCUUUCGAAGUGGUCAUGGAUGUCUAUGAGAUGGAAAAAUCCGAUGGAAUCAUUGUUUCCAUGGGCGGACAGUUGCCAAACAAUAUCGCAAUGGAUUUGCAUCGUCAGCAAGCUAAGGUUCUGGGAACUUCUCCUGAAUCUAUUGAUAGUGCAGAGAAUCGUUUUAAGUUUUCCCGAAUGUUGGACCGUAAAGGUAUUUUGCAACCUCGUUGGAAGGAGCUUACCAAUCUUCAGUCUGCCAUUGAGUUCUGUGAAGAGGUUGGCUAUCCAUGUUUAGUUCGACCAUCGUAUGUUUUGUCUGGAGCAGCAAUGAAUGUAGCCUAUUCUAACCAAGAUCUAGAGACCUAUUUGAAUGCUGCUUCAUUAGUCAGCAAGGAACAUCCAGUAGUUAUUUCAAAGUUUUUGACUGAAGCGAAAGAAAUCGAUGUUGAUGCAGUUGCAGCUGAUGGAGAAAUCCUAUGCAUGGCUGUAUCGGAGCAUGUUGAAAAUGCAGGAGUUCAUUCGGGAGAUGCAACUUUGGUAACUCCGCCACAAGAUUUGAAUCCGGAAACUUUGGAGAAUAUAAAACGUAUCACAAGGGAUUUGGCAUCUUUGCUAGAUGUAACAGGACCCUUCAAUAUGCAACUUAUAGCCAAGAAUAACGAACUGAAGGUCAUUGAGUGCAAUGUGAGAGUAUCUAGAUCAUUCCCAUUUGUUUCAAAGACUCUUAAUCAUGAUUUUGUUGCAACUGCUACUCGUGCGAUUAUUGGUAUGACUGUAGAUCCUGUCGAAGUGCUUCAUGGAGUUGGAAAAGUUGGUGUCAAAGUGCCACAAUUCAGUUUUGCACGUCUUGCUGGUGCAGAUGUACAGUUGGGAGUUGAAAUGGCAUCAACUGGUGAAGUAGCAUGUUUUGGUGACAAUCGAUAUGAGGCCUAUUUGAAAGCUAUGAUGUCUACUGGAUUUCAGAUACCGAAAAAAGCUAUUCUUUUAUCUAUUGGUAGUUUCAAGCAUAAAAUGGAACUGCUACCAUCUAUACGCGAUUUGGCCAAAAUGGGAUACAAGCUGUAUGCUUCCAUGGGUACUGGAGACUUUUAUGCUGAACAUGGCGUUGACGUUGAAUCAGUACAAUGGACCUUUGAUAAAGUUGCCACCGAGGACGCCAGUGGUGAGUUGAGGCAUUUGGCUGAGUUCUUGGCAAAUAAACAAUUCGACAUGGUUAUUAAUCUUCCAAUGCGUGGAGGUGGUGCUCGACGUGUAUCUUCAUUUAUGACCCAUGGCUAUCGUACACGUCGUCUAGCUGUAGACUAUUCUAUUUCUCUCGUAACAGAUGUCAAAUGCACUAAACUUCUUGUUGAAGCUAUGCGCCGUAUUGGACGUGCACCGAUAAUGAAGACUCACACCGACUGUAUGACUUCUCGUCGAAUGGUAACCCUGCCUGGUUUCAUUGAUGUCCAUGUUCAUCUCCGAGAACCAGGUGCCACCCACAAAGAAGACUUCUCAACCGGUACAGCUGCAGCUUUAGCUGGUGGAGUUACUAUGAUCUGUGCAAUGCCAAAUACCACGCCAUCAAUAACCGAUCGAACAACGUUCAAUUUGUUCCAAGAUCUUGCCAAAGUUGGUGCACGAUGUGACUACGCUUUGUAUAUCGGUGCAUCUGACAGUAAUUGUGGUCAACUUGCUGAAUUGGCACCACAAGCGGCUGGUUUAAAAAUGUACCUUAAUGACACUUUCAGCACCUUGAAGAUGACAGAUAUGACUGUGUGGGAGAAACACCUUCAGAGUUGGCCAAAACGUUGUCCAAUAGUAUGUCACGCUGAGAAACAAACAAUGGCUGCUGUGAUCCUCCUGGCACAUAUGAUGGACCGAUGCAUUCAUAUCUGCCACAUAGCUCGCAAAGAAGAAAUCAUGAUUAUCCGGGCCGCUAAAGAGAAGGGUAUCCGAGUGACGUGUGAAGUAUGUCCCCAUCAUUUGUUCCUUUCGACAGAUGAUAUCGAUAGUAUUGGUUCCGGACGUGCUGAAGUUCGUCCGGUUCUAUGUUCUCCCGAAGAUCAACAAGCAUUGUGGGAUAAUAUGGAAUACAUUGAUGUAUUCGCCACUGAUCAUGCUCCUCACACGGUUGAGGAGAAAAACUCAGCUAAACCCCCACCAGGCUUCCCAGGCUUGGAAACAAUUCUGCCACUUCUCUUAAAAGCUGUUAACGAAGGACGUCUCACUCUAGAAGACAUCAAGAACAAGUUCUAUCGCAAUCCGAAGAGAAUUUUCAAUCUUCCCGAACAACCCAAUACUUAUGUCGAAGUUGAUUUAGACGAAGAAUGGGUAAUUCGAAAAGAGAAGAUGCAUUCCAAGGCUAAAUGGACGCCAUUUGAUGGUACAAAAGUCAAGGGGCGUGUUCAUAGAGUCGUUCUUCGAGGUGAAGUUGCCUUUAUCGAUGGAGAAGUUCUUGUUCCACCUGGUUUCGGAAUUAACGUUCGAACGCAAUACUCUCGGAAAUCUCUCCUCCAUCAAUCUAUGGAAUCUUUGGAUUAUAACCAAUCAUCUGAAGCUAUCGAUUCUUUAGGAAAGGCAGACAUUUUGAAUAGAAGCUCAGAUUACGUUUCUGACCUACAAACGAAUGAAGCAUUCUCAAAACUUCUGCCAGACCCAGUGCCAAAACUUGCUGUUCAUUUCGCUGGAGAUCCUAACUUCUUGAGACCUACUUCGCCAGUUCCAAGAAUCCGUUAUGAUUCGACUGGAAACUCAACUCUUAAAGAACUCAUUCAAAAGACCAGCAGUGCAACGUUAAGUCCAACUACACAUGGACUUUUGGGAAAACAUAUUCUUACAGUCGACAUGUUUAGCAAGGAACAACUGAAUGAUAUUUUCAACUUGGCUCAAAUAUUCAAGAGUCGAGUUACCAAGGAUCGUCCUCUUGACGACAUUCUGAAAGGCAAAAUUAUGGCUUCUGUUUUCUAUGAAGUCAGUACAAGAACUUCGUGUAGUUUUGCUGCAGCCAUGCAGAGGCUUGGUGGACGAGUAAUCUACAUGGACGAGACGAGCUCAUCGGUCAAAAAGGGAGAAACUUUGGAGGACAGUGUGGCAGUUAUGGCUGGAUAUGCUGAUGUUAUUGUUCUAAGGCAUCCUGAGCCAGGAGCAGUUUCGAGGGCAGCUCAACACUGCCGCAAGGCUCUGAUCAAUGCUGGCGAUGGUGUUGGGGAGCAUCCAACACAAGCUCUCUUGGAUAUUUUCACUAUUCGAGAGGAAAUUGGUACAGUGAACGGCCUAACCAUUACAAUGGUGGGUGACUUGAAACACGGCAGGACCGUGCAUUCCUUGGCUCGUUUGCUGACACUUUACAAUGUGACUUUGCAAUAUGUCAGUCCUGAUAAUCUAGGCAUGCCAGACCGUAUUAUGCGUUACGUAAGCUCGAAGGGUAUCAAUCAAAAGACCUAUAGUUCUAUUGAAGCGGCAUUGCCAACCACAGAUGUACUCUACAUGACCAGAAUUCAAAAGGAACGCUUUGCAUCAGAAAAGGAUUAUAAUAAUUGUUGUGGACAUUUUGUUGUAACUCCAAAACUUAUGACAGAAGCUAACCGACGCAUGAUUGUUAUGCAUCCUCUACCAAGAGUAUUCGAAAUCAGUAAAGAGUUUGAUUCAGAUCCUAGAGCAGCAUACUUUAGACAAGCUGAAUAUGGAAUGUAUGUACGAAUGGCUCUUUUGGCAAUGGUCCUUGGAAGGAAUUAAAAUCUUGUUGAUGCAAUAAUAAAAUUAAGUUUUGUUUUGUACAACUUUGUUCGAUUUUGUAACAUAAGAUUAAAGUAUUUUUUUAUAUAUCAUUAAAAAA
Episyrphus balteatus (marmalade hoverfly) is the source of this 7117-nucleotide messenger RNA. RefSeq names its product CAD protein (gene rudimentary). Gene Ontology annotation, biological process: 'de novo' pyrimidine nucleobase biosynthetic process; L-glutamine metabolic process; L-arginine biosynthetic process. Gene Ontology annotation, cellular component: carbamoyl-phosphate synthase complex; cytoplasm. Gene Ontology annotation, molecular function: aspartate carbamoyltransferase activity; carbamoyl-phosphate synthase (glutamine-hydrolyzing) activity; amino acid binding. The coding region runs from base 334 to 7017 and encodes 2227 amino acids. The transcript is spliced from 7 exons. The record is from RefSeq and is a predicted model, not a curated record. NCBI's taxonomy places the organism in Eukaryota, Metazoa, Arthropoda, Insecta, Diptera, Syrphidae.